AUGCCAGUGGACCCUAUCGAGCCACCUAAGUUCAAGCACAAAAAGAUCCCUAGGGGCUCUGGUUCACCACCUGUGCCUCUUAUGCAUUCUCCUCCUCGUCCUGUUACAUUGAAGGAUCAACAGGAUUGGAAGAUUCCGCCUUGCUUUGUAUGUUGCAGAGGAGAAAGCCAGAGAAGCGGUUGCAAUGCGGUCAAAGAGCUGAUGAUGAAAGCUAAGGAAAAGAAAGAGAUGGAACUGUUGCAGAGAGAGAAGAUACGACGCCGCGAGAGGAGAUUGGAUGAGGCAAAAAAUGCUUCAGCAAUGAGUGGUAAUAAGAAGAGAAAGAUCAACAGAGAUAGAGACCGUGAUAUCAGCGAGAAGGUGGCUCUUGGGAUGGCUUCUACAUCAAGAGGCGAGGUCAUGAUGUAUGACCAGAGAUUGUUCAACCAAGAGAAGGGGAUGAAUUCUGGAUUUGCCAGUACCGAUGAUGCCUACAACAUCUAUGAUAAACACUUAUUUACUGCUCAGUCUACUCCAUACAGACGGAAGAAAGACGUGGAUUCUGAUGUAUAUGGUGGUGCUGACGAGCAGCAGCAGCUGGAGAAGAUCAUCAAGACGGAUCGCUUCAAGCCUGACAAGGCAUUUGCUGGAACAUCUGAGAGGACUGCUCCAAGAGAUAGACCUCUGGAAUUUGAGGAUGCUGAUCCAUUUGGUUUGGACCAUCUCUAG
Nicotiana tabacum (common tobacco) is the source of this 708-nucleotide messenger RNA. Lineage: Eukaryota; Viridiplantae; Streptophyta; Magnoliopsida; Solanales; Solanaceae. The record is from RefSeq and is a predicted model, not a curated record.